This is a messenger RNA of Hibiscus syriacus, 1725 nucleotides long. RefSeq names its product protein disulfide-isomerase-like. Gene Ontology annotation, biological process: response to endoplasmic reticulum stress; protein folding. The transcript is spliced from 11 exons. Gene Ontology annotation, cellular component: endoplasmic reticulum. The record is from RefSeq and is a predicted model, not a curated record. Lineage: Eukaryota; Viridiplantae; Streptophyta; Magnoliopsida; Malvales; Malvaceae. The coding region runs from base 30 to 1523 and encodes 497 amino acids. Gene Ontology annotation, molecular function: protein disulfide isomerase activity.
AAAAAGAAAACAUAAAAGGAGCUGCGACAAUGGCGAGGAGUGUUUGUGUUUGGUUUGUUUUGGCCGGAAUUUUAUGCUCUUUAUCGGCGAUAUCAGCCGACGAUAGCAUUGAAUCGGAAGAGAAAGAGUUCGUUUUGACUUUGGAUCACACCAACUUCACUGAAACUGUUAGUAAGCACAAUUUUAUGGUCGUCGAAUUUUACGCUCCUUGGUGCGGUCACUGUAAGCAUCUUGCUCCCGAGUAUGAGAAAGCAGCAUCCGUUUUGAGUAAACACGACCCUCCAGUCUUUCUAGCUAAAGUUGAUGCCGAUGAAGAAGCAAACAGAGAUUUAGUAAGUGAAUAUGAUGUCAGGGGUUACCCCACACUCAAAAUUUUGAGAAAUGGAGGGAAGAAAGUUCAGGAAUACAAAGGUCCACGUGAAGCCGAUGGUAUCGUGGAGUAUUUAAAGAAACAGAGCGGUCCUGCUUCUGCUGAAAUCAACUCUGCUGAAGAUGCCACUAAACAUAUUGAUGACAAGAAGAUUGUAGUUGUUGGGGUGUUCCCAAAAUUUUCUGGUGAAGAGUUUGAUACCUACAUGGCACUUGCUGAGAAGUUACGUUCUGAUUAUGAUUUUGGUCAUACUUUGGACGCAAAACACCUUCCCCGUGGUGACUCAUCGGUUGCUGGCCCUGUGGUCAGACUUUUCAAGCCUUUUGAUGAACUCUUUGUUGACUUUAAGGAUUUUAAACUGGAAGCACUAGAGAAGCUUGUUGAAGAUUCUAGCAUUCCUCUUGUCACUCUAUUUAACGGUGACGAAAGCAAUCAACCCUUUGUUGCCAAGUUUUACAACAGUCCCAACGUGAAGGCUAUGUUGUUUGCUAAUCUGAGCACUGAAGGUAUUGAUUCAUUGAAAUCAAAAUAUCGUGAAGUUGCGGAGCAAUACAAAGAACAGGGCAUUAGUUUCCUUUUGGGUGAUGUCGAGGUUAGCGGACCUGCGUUCCAGUAUUUUGGAAUUGAAGAAAGCCAAGUGCCUCUAAUAAUCAUUAUGGAUAAUGAUGGAAAGAAGUAUUUUAAACCCACUGUGAAGGCUGACGACAUUGCACCAUUUGUGAAGGAUUACAUGGAAGGGAAAGUUCCACCAUAUGUGAAGUCCGAACCUAUUCCCCAGGAGAAUAAUGAACCUGUGAAAGUGGUGGUUGCUGAAACCCUUCAAGACAUGGUUUUCAAAUCCGGGAAAAACGUUCUGGUUGAGUUUUAUGCCCCCUGGUGUGGACAUUGCCAAAAAUUGGCACCAAUCUUGGAUGAAGUAGCCGUCCAUUAUGAAAAAGAUGCCGAUGUUAUGAUUGCAAAAUUUGAUGCAACAGCAAAUGAUAUAUUGGAUGGGAGUUUCGAUGUGAAGGGUUUCCCAACUGUUUACUUCAGAUCAGUGAAUGGAAAUAUAACCCCAUAUGAGGGUGAUAGGACCAAAGAAGACAUCAUCGACUUCAUCGAAAAGAACAGGGACGGAACUCUCCAUCAAGAGUCUGUCAAAGAUGAGCUUUGAAAGAGGGAUUUGAACACGAGCAUGCCCCGCGGCAAGUGGUUUACAUGGAAGAACCACUAUGAAGUCGGCCUGAUCUUCCUCUCUCUCUCUCUCUCUAUAAUCCUGUAGUUCAGUGUAUCCCCUUUUCUUUGUUUAAUUUAAAAAUCUGUCGAUGAAUAAUGCAAGGAUUUGUAGCCUUAAUGCCAUGUUUAUGAGUUUAUGG